AAUUAAAAAGCAAAAAUAUGUCAAAGGAGGCGUCAGGCUUAAUUAGUUCAUUUUUAAAAGAAACUAAUCCGCAACUGUUCGAAGCAAAAAAAAUUAAUGAGUUGUUGAAAGAAAAAAAAGAUUUGUUAUUUUUAGAGAUUGAUAUUGAAGAACAUCCCUUAUUAGCACAAGAACUUAAUAUUACUAGCAUCCCCGCUUGUUUUCUUUUUUUUAGAGAAGAGGUAGCCAAAGGGCCACAACUAGGAAGAAUGGAUUUAUCGCAGUUAGAAGAAUUUGUUAAAAUUUAA
Molecule: messenger RNA, 287 nt
Organism: Racocetra persica
Lineage: Eukaryota; Fungi; Glomeromycota; Glomeromycetes; Diversisporales; Gigasporaceae
Source: the annotation of a GenBank genome assembly